Messenger RNA from Camelina sativa (false flax), 808 nucleotides. The record is from RefSeq and is a predicted model, not a curated record. NCBI's taxonomy places the organism in Eukaryota, Viridiplantae, Streptophyta, Magnoliopsida, Brassicales, Brassicaceae.
AAAAUAAUAAUAAUUCUGAGUACAGAAAGGACCAAUCAGCACAUUCUCUUUUAGUAGCGGCGAUAAGCAUUGAGAGACGUCGUAUUAUAGAAAUUGGAAGGUGAGAGAGGCUGAGAAAAAUUACUACAGUAACAACAAUGGCGAGAGCAGCUUGUAGCAGUGCCGUCGUCACGGCUAUGGCUUUGUUGCCUUCUUCUUCUUCUUCUUCUUCUUCUUCUUCUUCUUCUUGUAAGUCUCUUCUUCUCUCAAGUAGAAGAAACCAGCUCCUCUUCUCAGGGGGUAAAUCCAAGUUCGUCGGAGUUCUGACCUUCCAGAACCAGAAGCGAUGCUUUGCCUCCACCACCAAAGUAAGCAUGAGCCUGAAAGCUGGAAUCGUCGGUCUUCCUAACGUUGGCAAGUCUACUCUCUUUAACGCCGUCGUUGCAUAUGAAGAUUUUGUGUCUGCUGGGUCUCUUGCAGCAGCAAGGGAGAAAGGACUUUUGAGAGCAGAGGGUAAAGAGUAUAUUGUCAAAGAAGGAGAUGUGAUGCUUUUCCGCUUCAACGUAUAGCAUAACCCUAAGAUCUCAAUCACAUUCUUCACAGAACACCACAGGUUGUGUUUCAUUGCUCUUGGUUUUGCAAAAUAUAGCGAUAUCUUUUCUUUUAUUUUACUUUUACACUCCCAAGGAAGUAAUUUUUAUAUGAAACAAAGAUGAGCUGUAUAAGUUUGGUAGAACAAGGUACCAGAUUUCAUGGGAUUUGGCAAUUUAAUGCAAUAAUCAUGUGUAUCAACGCCAAUUGUACAUGAAUCUUAUAGUAUUUUUUUUUU